CCGGCCGCCGCCGUCGCCGCCGCCCACCGCCGCCGCCCGGAGCCCCCGGGCACCACCCCGCCCAUGGCGCCACCCCACAGCCUGCUCUUUCGGAUCGGGUACCACCUGUAUACCCGCACGUGGCUGGGCUACGUCUUCUACCGGCAGCAGCUGCAUCGGGCACGGAGGCGUUUCCCCAAUGGCCACUCCACUGCCCAGCCCCACCUCUUCAAGGGGGUGAAGGUGCUGCCCGUCCCCAUCCUGUCUGACAACUACAGCUACCUCAUCGUGGACACCGAGGCGCGGCUGGCCGUGGCCGUGGACCCCGCAGACCCCCGAGCCGUGCAGGCCGCCAUAGAACAGGAGGGGGUCUCCCUGGUGGCCAUCCUCUGCACCCACAAACACUGGGACCACAGCGGGGGGAACAAGGAACUGAGGCAGAGAUUCGGAGCCUGUCGGGUGUACGGGAGUCCUCUGGACGACAUCCCCCACCUCACCCACCCCCUGUGCCACCAGGACGUGGUGAGUGUGGGGCGGCUGCAGAUCCGGGCUCUGGCCACCCCGGGCCACACCCGGGGCCACCUGGUGUACGUGCUGGACGGAGCGCCGUACGGAGGGCCCCCCUGCCUCUUCUCGGGGGACCUGCUCUUCCUCUCAGGCUGCGGCCGGAUGUUCGAAGGGUCGGCGGAGACCAUGCUGAGCUCCUUGGACACCGUGCUGGCCCUGGGCGGUGACACGCUGCUAUGGCCGGGCCACGAGUACGCAGAGGAGAACCUGGAUUUUGCCACGGAGGUGGAUCCGGAGAACUCGGAGCGGGAGAGGAAGCUGCAGUGGGUGCGGCAGCAGCGGCUGGAGCGGAGGAGCACGUGUCCGUCGACCCUCGGGGAGGAGCAGGCUUAUAACCCUUUCCUGCGGACCCACUGCCCGGCGCUGCGGGAGACCCUCGGCCCCGGGCCGGCGGGCGAAGACCCCCGGGCCCACCUGCUGCGGGAACUGCGACGACUCAAGGAUCAAUUCAAGAGCAAGUGACCUUCCGGUGCCACGGGAGCGGGGAGAGCCGGGACCACCACUCCUCCCUUUCCCGACCCCCGAAACCCUCCACGGCCUCUGGGACGGAGGCCUGGUUCUCCCCUCCCGCUCCCUCAGUUUCCCCUCACCCGCCUUGGGGGCGAGAAGCGAAGGGUUAGAGGCUGAGGGGCUGGGGAAUGCAGGGAAAGGGGGCUAUCCGGACCGGACCCUCUCCUUGGAAAAACGUGUGGAGUCUGAGUUAGGGGGUGCACAUUUUUGGGGUCCACCUACCGGCCUCAUUUCCCGCCCUCUGGAACUGCUUCACUUCUCCAUCUCCCCUCAUUUCUCCCAUCUCCCCCCCCCAGGUGGGGGGCCGAAGAGGAGGGCGGAAGCCCCUGGGCUUAAUCCCUCACAAUUGGGGAAAUAAAAACUGGACCCCAGAAGGAA
This is a messenger RNA of Ornithorhynchus anatinus (platypus), 1434 nucleotides long. RefSeq names its product probable hydrolase PNKD. The record is from RefSeq and is a predicted model, not a curated record. Gene Ontology annotation, cellular component: mitochondrion. Bases 64 to 1008 code for a protein of 314 amino acids. Lineage: Eukaryota; Metazoa; Chordata; Mammalia; Monotremata; Ornithorhynchidae. Gene Ontology annotation, molecular function: hydroxyacylglutathione hydrolase activity. The transcript is spliced from 9 exons.